This is a messenger RNA of Lottia gigantea (owl limpet), 876 nucleotides long. RefSeq lists its product as hypothetical. Lineage: Eukaryota; Metazoa; Mollusca; Gastropoda; Lottiidae. The transcript has 2 exons. The record is from RefSeq and is a predicted model, not a curated record. Gene Ontology annotation, cellular component: nucleus. Gene Ontology annotation, biological process: regulation of transcription by RNA polymerase II. Bases 1 to 876 code for a protein of 291 amino acids. Gene Ontology annotation, molecular function: RNA polymerase II cis-regulatory region sequence-specific DNA binding; DNA-binding transcription activator activity, RNA polymerase II-specific.
AUGUCGAGCGAAGACGUCAUUUUGAUCGAUGAUGAGGACCAAGCGAGAAAGUGCUGUAUCUGCCGCCAACUUUUCCCCGAUAAUUUGACUUUACAGAUUCAUUUGAAGUGUCAUAUCGGAGAUAAACCUUUUAAAUGCACAUAUUGCCCGAAAUCCUUUUCACACGACAGCCAUUUGCAAAUGCACUUAAAAAUUCAUUUGGGAAUCAAACCGUUCGAAUGCAGCUUUUGUAAUAAGUCGUUUAUUCAAAAAGGGAAUCUACAGUCGCAUUUACGGACUCACAGUGGACAGCGACCAUUUCAAUGCGAAUUCUGCAAUAAGUGCUUCACGCAAAAAGGAAAUUUGCAGACCCAUAUCAAGUUGCAUUAUGGGGAGAAACCAUUUGCAUGUCCUCUGUGCGGAAAACGUUUUAACCAAAAUGGCAACCUUCAAUCUCACAUUCGUUGUCAUGACGACCAAAAACCAUUUAAAUGUGAUAUUUGUUUGAAAACGUACAGCCAAAAAUCAAAUUUAGAAAUUCAUAUGUGGUCCCACAAUGGAACCAAACCCUUUCCGUGCCAUGUUUGUGAUAAAUCUUUCGUCCAGAAAAACGACAAAAUUAACUGCAAUCCUGAUCGCUGUGUAUGUUUGACGUGUCAAAAAAUAUGUCAGAAUGAUGCCGAAUUGAAAAACCACGCCAAACACUGUAAGAAUAAACAAAAUUUUACGUGUGUGAUAUGCUUUAUGUGUUUCCCGGACGAUUUUUCGUUGCAGACGCACCUAGUUACGCAUAGCGUUGCCGUAGAGCAGGUCUUUCGCUGUCAAAUUUGUAAAAUGUCCUUCAAUUCUUCUGAGGCUAUCAAAGAACAUAUUGAAUCUCAUUCUAAUGACUUGUGA